GCCUGCGCGGGAGGAAAAGGCGUGAGAGAGUGUGUGAGGCGGAGAGGAAAGGGGGGAGCGGAGGAAAUAGCCGCGUCGCUUCGCGUGAGGGAGGGGAUGGAGCGGAGCCGAGCCCUGGCCGGGAAGUUGUGCUGAGAGAGGGAGGAGGAGGAGGAAGGGAGGGAGGCCAGGGCGAGGCGGAGGAGAAGGAGAAAGCCGGGUGUCUUCCGCCCAGAGAGGCCAGGAGGGAGGAUGGAGCAAGAGGAGAUCCUGAGGAAAUUCAUCCAGCGCGUCCGGGCCAUGAAGGACACCGACCACAAUGGGGAGGACAACUUCGCCACAGACUUCAUGAGGCUGAGGAGGCUGUCAACAAAGUAUAGAACAGAGAAAAUCUAUCCAACAGUCACUGGAGAAAAAGAAGAAAAUGUGAAAAAGAACAGAUACAAAGAUAUCCUGCCAUUUGACCACAGCCGAGUUAAACUGACUUUGAAAACUCCUCCACAAGAUUCAGACUACAUCAACGCAAAUUUUAUAAAGGGAGUAUAUGGGCCAAAAGCGUAUGUUGCUACCCAAGGACCACUAGCAAAUACAGUAAUAGAUUUCUGGAGGAUGAUAUGGGAGUACAACGUUACAAUUAUUGUAAUGGCUUGUCGAGAGUUUGAAAUGGGAAGGAAAAAAUGUGAACGUUACUGGCCUCUGUAUGGGGAAGAAGGCAUUAGUUUUGGAUCAUUUCAUAUUUCUUGUGAAGCUGAGCAAGUCAGAACUGACUACUAUAUUAGAACUUUGUUAUUCGAAUUCCAGAAUGAAACACGUAGGAUAUAUCAGUUUCAUUAUGUCAAUUGGCCUGACCAUGAUGUUCCUUCAUCUUUUGAUUCUAUUUUGGACAUGAUCAGUUUAAUGAGAGAAUAUCAAGAACAUGAAGAUGUUCCUAUUUGUAUACAUUGCAGCGCAGGGUGUGGAAGAACAGGAGCCAUCUGUGCCAUAGAUUAUACAUGGAAUUUGUUGAAAGCUGGGAAAAUACCAGAGGAGUUCAAUGUGUUCAGUUUAAUUCAAGAAAUGAGGACACAGAGACAUUCUGCAGUACAAACGAAGGAACAGUAUGAACUUGUUCAUCGAGCCAUUGCACAGUUGUUUGAAAAACAACUGCAAAAAUAUGAGAGUUGUGCAAACUUGAAAAUUGCAGAUGGCCUGAAUGAAGUUAACACAGAGAAUACUGAGAGUUCUGCAGACCUUGAGCAACAGGAUUCUCCUCCACCAAAGCCACCUCGAACUCGCAGUUGCCUUGUAGAGGGUGAUGUUAAAGAAGAAAUCCUUCAGCCACCAGAGCCUCAUCCAGUACCGCCCAUUCUGACACCAUCGCCUCCUUCAGCCUAUCCCACGGUCACAACAGUUUGGCAGGACAAUGAUAGAUACCACCCAAAGCCUGUAUUGCAUAUGGUUUCUUCAGAACAUCCAACUGACCUCAAUGAAAACUACAAUAAAUCAACAGAACACCCAGGGAAGAGUGAAGUCUCUGAACACACAGAGAAAAAGCUGGAGCGCAACUUGAGCUUUGAAAUUAAAAAGGUACCUCUCCAAGAGGGACCAAAGAGCUUUGAUGGCAACACCCUCUUGAAUCGCGGACAUGCAAUUAAAAUUAAAACUGGCUCAUCUUGUGUUGUAGAUAAGACUGUCAAACCACAGGAGAUCGGCUCAGGAGAUGCACCCACAGAUUCCUUACAAAACUCUUGUGUAGAAUGCAAUGUACAACCACUUAAUAAAUCUGUAGCAUCCUCAUCAGAAGGAUGUCAGUGUAUAGGAAGUUCUGAUGCUCUGCAAAGACCAGAUUGUUUACCUCUUAAAGAGAAAGGGCAUGCAACAUGGUCAUUACAAGGAACUAACAACAUACAUCCCGUACCAGAGGACACAUCUUCAGUUGUUUUAUGUCAUGGUGUUAAAAAUCUGUCAUUAGUACCGGACGCACAGUCUCAAACGGAUCUCCCUUCCAUUGAACCAGCCAAUCAUCACAGUGGCAUGCUUUCAAUAAGAGCUCCCCUUUGUUUUACAAAUCCUCUACAUUCUGAUGAUUCUGAUACAGAUGAAAAAGAUGCCGAUGGAUGUGUGACACAAAACAUGUCUAAUGUUUCAACUGCGAGUGCCACAGUUUCUGCAGCAGCCAGUGCAGAAAAUGUUUCUAGUAGAAAAGUAUUGCCAAUGUCCAUUGCAAGGCAGGAUAACCCACCCACAAGACAUUCUAGAGGUGAUAAAGAUGCAGGUGCUGCUGAAGACUCUUCCCCUCCUUUGCCAGAAAGAACUCCAGAGUCUCUUGUCCUUGCAGGCGAACAGAUUACGACUUUACCGAAAGCUGUUAUCCUUCCGCGAUCUGCUGAAUGGAGUUUGUUACAAGACGACAACACUUUAGAACAACCAAAAUGUACAGAAUUGAAAACUGCUGGAUCCGCACAGCUUGAUCAUACUGAAAUGGAAGACAAAUCACAAACUGAUGCUAUACCUCAGCCGCCUCUUUCCAACCCUACUGCUAAAAGAGGUCUAGUCUCAGAAGGGCCCGUUGAGACUACAGAUAUUGGUUUUGGUAACCGUUGUGGGAAACCAAGAGGACCAAGAGAGCCACCAUCUGAAUGGACAUGAUGCAAGAACAAAUGGACAUAUAUUAAAUUAUACUGGAAUAUUCAAGUGCCACUGAAGUAGAUCAAUAGUAUUCCACGCUUUUUUGGGGGGGAGGGGGUAGAAACUAACACAGUGUACAUACACACACAAUGGUACACUCUUGUAUACAUGAACACAAACAGUAACAUUCACAGCAGUGGAUUCUAGUAUUGCAAUCUAACUUUUUACUGGGGCCAUCAAUCUGCCUUAUUACAUUUAGGAGAAAGUAUUACAUAUGGUUUAUUUUAUUACUUCAAGUAUUAUUGCCUUAAUGUCUUUUAAACUUGUUACACACUGUUUCUAGACAUGUUGCUAUGGUGAAACUUUUGACAAAUUGAGUUUAUGGACUACUUUUUGCUAAAGUUUUGAUUAUCCCGUAUCCUUUAUUUUGUAUAUGUACAGGGCAAGCAGGUAUAUGAUUUGAUAAAGCUGCAAUCAUAAAGUAUUAACAGAAGAUGUAAGAAAUCUCUGCAUGACCUAAAUUUUCAUGUAUCUUGUAAAUUAUUUGCCCUACUGUUUUAGUAAAUGGUUUUGUUUUUCUUUUGCUUUUUAAAAAUGUGUUGGGCACACAAACAGAAUACCAGGAUAGCAGAGAUGAAGAUUGUAAUACAUUUUGUAAAUUGUAAACAAAAAGUUAUUUUUAUAUUAUAUACUGUUUUAACUGUU
Molecule: messenger RNA, 3291 nt
Organism: Anolis sagrei ordinatus
Lineage: Eukaryota; Metazoa; Chordata; Lepidosauria; Squamata; Anolidae
Source: RefSeq, a predicted model, not a curated record